Messenger RNA from Panicum hallii, 1841 nucleotides. RefSeq lists its product as uncharacterized. Bases 720 to 1811 code for a protein of 363 amino acids. The transcript has 4 exons. The record is from RefSeq and is a predicted model, not a curated record. NCBI's taxonomy places the organism in Eukaryota, Viridiplantae, Streptophyta, Magnoliopsida, Poales, Poaceae.
CAUGGGAGCACUGCGGCACGUCUGCACCGGAGAAGAAAAGAUACUUGGUCCCAACCAGAGGAGAGGAGGCGGCGACGCCACGUUGGCAUCCAAUCCACCAGACUACUACCAAAAACGGGCAGGCAUGGUCCGCGCCGGAUAAGAAGAAGAGAAGAUACAGUAUGGUUGCAACAAACAGAAAUUCAGUGCCCUGCACCUUCCCACAGCCACCCAAGAAAGUACUACUCCUUUUCGAUUCGAGAGGUGUUCCUUUCACCCCUCUAAAUCCCCUCAUUUCACCUCUCUAAAGCCCGAAACAAUUAAAUUUUAGAAGCCUGACACCGAACAGCCCUUUAACUCGGUAAUAAGACUGCGAUUCUGUAGAGGGAGCAAGCACUCUAAUAAAACUACGAUUCUUUAGAGGGAGCGAGUGCUCUAAAAUUUUUAGAAACGAACACACUCUGUGAAGCGAAAAAAAAAGAGACCUUAUGUAUGAGGCGUGAAUUGUGAAUCCACCGACCUGUUCAUUCAUUCAUCCAGAGAGUAAACGUUCAUGUUGUGUUGGUACACAAACCUAAGAGGCUAAGACCAAGACAGAUUGCUUGGGAAAGAUCUUGAUUCUGCCGGCCCGUCGUGUCCAUCCACUCCACCUGAGCUGUACCUCUCCAUCUCCAGCUCCGAGUAGGAAGGAGUAAAUCCUCAAAACAAGAGGGAGGGAGACAGGACAGGGGCCGGCGGCCAUGGCGUGCUCCGCGGCCUGCUGCUGCGCCUCCUCCCACGGCCUCUUCUACCGCAGCCUCACCACCACCAGCCGCCGCCCCGCACGCCUCCGCCUCAUCUACCCCUCCUCAGCACCUGCCCCGAGGCUCUCUUCGCGAACCCUCGCCUCGCCCGACCCGCCGCCGCUCGACGCCGACGACCGGGACGACGCCAUCGGCUUCGAGAUCCAGGUCUCCAAGAUGGGGAAGCGGAACCGGCGGGUGGUGCGCGCCAGGGUGCGUGUCGACGCGCCGCUGGAGGCCGUCUGGGCCACGCUCACCGACUACGAGGGUCUCGCCGACUUCAUACCCGGUCUCUCCGAGUGCCGCCUCCUCGACCAAGCCCACGGCUUCGCGCGACUCUACCAGGUCGGGGAGCAGGAUCUGGCGCUUGGGUUCAAGUUCAACGCCAAGGGCACCAUCGACUGCUACGAGGGGGACAUGGAGUCGCUGCCCGACGCCGCGGGGGCGCGCCGGAGGGAGAUCGCCUUCAACAUGAUCGACGGCGAUUUCAAGGUCUUCAAGGGGAAAUGGUCCGUCCAGGAAGAAGAGCAGGGGGGUGGACCGGGAGAUUCAUACCAGUACCACACCACACUGUCGUACCUGGUGGAGCUGGAGCCUAAGCUGUGGGUUCCGGUCAGGCUCCUGGAAGGAAGGAUCUGCAGUGAGAUCAAGAACAACCUAGUUUCCAUCAGAGAACAAGCACAACAGCAGCACGAGGUCAGGCUGCACUGCACGCUGUCACAGGCCUUCUGCCAGAUCCAUGGCAAUCUAAUCUUCAGAUUUGCAUUCCGGGUGCCUUUGCUCAUCAUUCAGUUAUCAGACGCCUUUGCUGCUGCUGUAACCAAGACUGCUGAUCCUCGGCUGACGAAAACCAAAAUUAGACUUAGUCUGGAUGCAGGUCAGCGGGCGCGCCUCCAUAGACCGUGGGGAGAGAGGAAAGUGACCGAAGGGAAGCGUGCAAUCACAUCGUCAACGCCGAUCGAAUUCCCACAGCUGUGUUGUAAACCGGCAUCGAAGAGGCCAAGAACAAGGCUGAAAACGAUUGGAAUCUAUGUCUUGUUCAAGAGUUGAGUUUCACUUGCUACGUUGUGAAUCAAGAUU